UGUUUCGAAUUGCUUGGUAAGAAAAUAGAUACAAGAACGCAUUUGAAAAUAUAUAUUGACGUUAAGUUUAAUAAAAUCCCAAAUAAUUGACGAAAAAAUAACAUAGUUACCGUAUCGAGCAAGCAAUGACAAUUUGUAAAUUACGAAAAAAUUACGAAAAAAAUAAUCUAAAAAACGAGUUAUUGAUUUACAAGGGAUUGAUUUAUGCCGUGGAUAUGCAUCGUGAAGCUAUGAAGUUGGUAUUCAUAAUAUUACAUAUAAGUGCAGUACAUAUAUAUACAGAGUACAUAUAUAUACAUACAUAUAUAUACAUAUAUAUAUAGAACAAUGUACUUUCUUUCUCUUAAAGAUUCUCCAAUUCAAUGAUAUCCAAAUUUAAAGUAAUGUUCUUCUUCUUAAUAGCAGCCGGUGUACUUUGUGGGAGUUUCAGCCUUUUCCGGAUUUUUCAGGUAAUAUCAUUUGGAUAUAAUAUUCAAGAACUGUCGUUACCAUUAUUAUAUGUAAUCGUUCUUGUAGUAUACAUGAUGAUAAGCAACUAUGUAUCACAAGAAAUCAUGGAUCACAAUAAUGAUGUAAUUAUUACUGUGUACAAUGUUCAAUGGUAUUUAGCACCUUUACAUGUACAAAAAAUGAUAUUGUUUCUGUUGCAAAAAGGUACCAAAACUUUUACUUUGAAUCUUGGUACAUUGUUUGUAGGAUCAUUGGAAAGUGCCGCAUCGUUGCUGAGCACUUCAAUAUCAUAUUUCACUGUUCUUUAUUCUACGCAACAUUAACAUAAUAUAUUAAUAGUAAAAAAUAACAAUA
Molecule: messenger RNA, 804 nt
Organism: Linepithema humile (Argentine ant)
Lineage: Eukaryota; Metazoa; Arthropoda; Insecta; Hymenoptera; Formicidae
Source: RefSeq, a predicted model, not a curated record